AUGGAAGGAAAAUCGAACAACCAACUCCCUCGAUUCUUCUUCCCAGACUAUCUCUCUCCCUAUUAUCACCUCCUCCCUCGAUUCUCUCUCUCGAUUCUGCUGGUGUUGGCGGCGGGGCGACGAGCUGCUGUUGGGCGAGGUGGAGGCGCUGCUGCUGCGGCGGGGCGUCGAGGUGGAGUCGGCGGGGCGACGAGAAGGAGGGCGGCGGGGCAACGUCGAGGUGGAGGGGUCGGAGGGAGAAGGAGGGGGUCGGAGGCGGCAGUCGUGACUGGUGAGGGAGAAGGAGGGGGUCGGAGGUGGAGGCGGGUCGUGACUGGUGACUGGUGA
Linum trigynum is the source of this 327-nucleotide messenger RNA. The record is from the annotation of a GenBank genome assembly. NCBI's taxonomy places the organism in Eukaryota, Viridiplantae, Streptophyta, Magnoliopsida, Malpighiales, Linaceae.